Mercenaria mercenaria is the source of this 1113-nucleotide messenger RNA. RefSeq lists its product as uncharacterized. Gene Ontology annotation, molecular function: nucleic acid binding. The record is from RefSeq and is a predicted model, not a curated record. Lineage: Eukaryota; Metazoa; Mollusca; Bivalvia; Venerida; Veneridae. Gene Ontology annotation, biological process: DNA integration. The coding region runs from base 1 to 1113 and encodes 370 amino acids. The transcript has a single exon.
AUGAACUAUGCUAUGAUUGAGUUAGAGUGUCUUGGACUGGUAUUUGGCUUGAAGAAAUUCCACCAGUGGGUAUAUGGGAAGAAAGUCAAAGUAGUUACAGACCACUUACCAUUGAUAGCUAUAUGUAAGAAACCCUUAUUUGCUGCACCUGUUAGGUUACAGCGGCUGCUCUUAAGCAUUUCACAGUAUGAUAUAGAUGUCACUUAUAGGCAGGGAACUCAGAUUCCUUUACCAGAUACUUUGUCUAGAUUCCCGGUCAAGGAUACAGAUCCGUCCUUGACAGAAACUGUAGAAGUCCAAGUUAAUAUGGUCAAAAGAAGCUUACCAGUAAGUGACCGGAAAUUGCAAGAAAUCAAGGUCAAUACUGACUGGGACGAACAACUUUUGUCUCUGAAGCAAGUCAUUAUUGAAGGUUGGCCUGAUGAAAGAAAUCACUGCAAGUCAGAACUGCUUGAUUUCUGGAAUUAUAGGGAUGAGCUUACCGUCAUUGAUGGGGUAAUCAUGAAGGGUCACAAAAUUGUUAUUCCUAAAUCCCUAAGGGCAGACUUGUUGUCAAAACUACAUUCUUCAAGUCAUAUGGGAAUAGAGAAAACAAUAAGUAGAGCAAGUGAUAUUGUUUUCUGGCCUAGAAUCACCCAGGAAAUUAAAGAUCUCGUUCUGAAAUGUCCUGUAUGUUUGCAACACAGAGACUCAAACCAGAAAGAACCGCUUGUCUACACCCAAGUUCCAGAAUACCCAUGGCAGGUAGUUGGCACAGACCUAUUUGAGUUCAAUGGCAAAGACUUUUUGAUAGUUGCUGACCAUUAUUCACAUUACUUUGAGGUCAAAGAGCUGCCUAACUGUAGAAGUUCUACAGUUAUAAGUAGGCUCAAGGGCAUAUUUGCUAGAUUUGGCAUACCAGAAAUUGUAGUAUCUGAUAAUGGGCCAUGCUAUGCAUCUCAUGAGUUUGCAAACUUUGCAAAGCUCUGGGAUUUUACACACAAGACCACAAGUCCUUACCACAGCUCCAGUAAUGGUUUUGCGGAAGCGUACAUGAAAGAAAAUUUGCAAGCGCAUUUUCACGAAGGUCAGAGCAUCAGGCACCGACCCAAUGAUAGGAAUACAAGAAUAUAG